AUGUCGCAAAUACUCAGCAGGAUUUUGAACAAAUGUGUAUUUGCCAAGGAUCAGUAUCAACUGCAUACGAACAACAAUGCCGUAAUAAUCCUGAAAGAUUGCCUGAAAAGAAGAGGAUCGCGAGUCCUUGAUAGAGCAUUGAGCCGUGACGUAAUACAGAUAACUCAAAAUGUGGUUUUGGUUAAGCGGAAAAACGAUACUGAAUUAAGUCCAAGUUCUCCACGGAAUCCAGACACAGAAAUAAUGGAAAAAUUUCUUCGAUUUCUUAAAAGUCGAGUCUUAAAAAUCACUUUUAAGCCAGAUGCUAAUUUAUCGCUGAGUGAAUCUGAGGGUCGUGGUCGUCACAAAAACAACCAAUUCGGACAAAUGUUAACCUUCGGCCUGGUAGCAGCCGGGCUUAUAGUGAUCCCAAUGGGUUUCCAGUUUUUGGCAGUACUAGGAGGCAAAGCCCUGCUCCUAGCCAAACUGGCCUUGCUCCUGACUUCGAUCCAAGGCCUCAAGAAAAUCGCCACUAGCCAAGUGAACUACGGACUUUAUUCUACCGGACACGGCGGACCUUGUAAGAAUGAUUUUUUUGAUUUCGGUGAUGGUGAUGAAUCUUUAGAUGUUGAAUUUCAUGAUCAUGAAUGGCAUUAUGAUCGUCAAUGGCAUUACGAUCCAGAACCGUAUCCAUUUCAUUCUUCCAGUUUAGGUGGGCCAAUAGUAGAACAUCAUCCAUCACUCUUCAGUGCAUUACAACAUCAACCUGUAGUAGAAGAACAUGGAUCCUAUCAAUAAUAUUUUAAAUUUUAAUUUAUUUAUUAUACUUAUUUGUUU
This is a messenger RNA of Ceutorhynchus assimilis (cabbage seed weevil), 816 nucleotides long. Lineage: Eukaryota; Metazoa; Arthropoda; Insecta; Coleoptera; Curculionidae. The record is from the annotation of a GenBank genome assembly.